GCAGCGAGGGGAAGGAGCGUGGGGCGGUGGGAGGGACCGUGGCCUCUGCGCCCCGAAGAAAGGGCUCAUUGAAGCAGGGACGGGCAUUUGCGGUUCCCGGCGUGGCCGGGGUCCGCCGGCACGCACAGCAGCCGGCAUUGUGCCACCGGCGCCAGGAAAACGGGGUCGGGCAGUCCUCUCACCCGCCCUGGUGGUCUGCUCCGUAGCCCCCCUCGCCGCCCGGCAGUUCGGUGCUUACCUUUGCUGCAGGUGGUGCUGCAAACCGCAGCCCAGCCCUGUCUGUGGUUUCCAGCAGGUUGCUUUCAAGGUUGAAGGUGUUUUAGCGGGGUCCUGGUCCAGAUCCAACUCCAGAGGCUGGUCCCUGCCUGGCAGAUGCACGUGUUUUACCCCGAGGCCCAGCACUGAGGUCUAUGAGCCCCGUCAGGUUCACCAGGGGCAGGAACAGCAGCUCUCCUCUCUGCUGGGUCAGGAGAAAACACUUCUCUUUGGACACCACCAAGGUGAGGGAGAGAAAAGACCGGUCUGUCCGGGCCAUGAAGCCCGUGCUGGUCCUGUCACCAACGUAUUGCGCCCUCACCAGCCCCUCACCCCUUCUGCACAGUGGUUUUUGGGACACGAGGAGCAAGGACAGCUCGUCUGGGUCGUCACAGGGAGCAGGUGGGACAGUAAAGGGUAGACAGGAGAAUGCAUCAUGCAUCUGGAGUUUCAGAGCUCAUGCAAUGAAAACAAAGUUGUUUCAGUGGUGCCUGCUUGUACCAACACCUGCUCCUGCUGCUGUUCCUGAGUAUAACCUCUUGAGUCAGAAGGACUUCCCAUUCCCAACUUUCUCCUCCAAUGGGCAGUUUCCAGGCUUCAAUUUGAGGGUUGUGACUAUUCUCGGCAACUUUAAAAACAUUGUAGGAGGUGGCUUUUUUCCCCUCUUUUUUUUAGCUUGACUAUACAUGUUUUUAACCAAAAAAUACCUGCCUGGACAGGCUCCUUAGCUGAGCCGCAGGGCAAACCGAAGCAGUGCUGUGCUUGUGCCAUGUCUUGGAGGAUAGCCAGGACCAGGAUGAAAAUUGCUGGGAGAUGAAAGCAAAGUGGGAAGCUCUGGUGGCACAUUUCCCAAGGCCAGCCUCGGGAGGAAGUUGGGAGCGGAAAUAGUCAAAAGAGUAAAUACAGAGGGUUUCUUUUUUUCCAGGUUGCAGACAAAGAGCUGCACAGAGAGCAGAUAAGCCCGUGCUCCUUAUCUCUUUGUUGUUCCGCCCCUGUGUUUUGCUGGUGUGAGUGUCUGCUGGAAGCCUGGUGAAGCUGGAGGGAAUUACUCAGAGCAGCAGCAGCACCGGGGGCAGCAAGCUCAGCCUGAGGUCACUGUGGGCUUCCGUGGAGGGAUGCAUGGGAGUGGAUGGGGGCUGGACGGACAGAAGGAUCUCAGGCAGGGAGGGAACUCUUGCUCGUGGGUGCUUCGUUGCCUUUCUGUGCCCACAGCUCAGUUGUUGCCUGUUGAGUCACCAGAGGAAAAUGUGACUUCAUCCCUUCUCACCUCCAGUUGGCUGCCCCUGGUAGCCACAGGCAUCUUUCUUUCCUGGAUCUCACCUGGUGGGGGUUCACAGCGGCCAGAGCUGGGGAAUGGGAGCCCCCGGGCUUUGUGGCCUCUGCUCUUCUCACCCCACCUGCACCACCAGUGGGAACAUCCAUCCCAUGAACCAGCUUGCUUCAGUGGACUGGAAUGAUUCCAGCAGACGGGAAUGAUCUGGUGUCUCCAUUACUGUGCAAGUCCUUCCUUCUUGCUGUGGCAAGGCAGGACUGGCAAGGCUCUAGCCCAAGACACAUUCCCAGCGUGCAGGAGGGACCUGUGUGCGCUCCCCAUGGAGAUCCGACGUGCUUUACCCCAGGAUAUCCGGGAGCUGCUGCACUGCUUGAAGAUGAGGAGCAAGUACGCCAUCCUGCUGGUCUUUGUCAUCAGCCUCGUCAUCAUCGAGAAGGAGAACAACUUCAUCUCCAGGGUGUCGGACAAGCUGAGGCAGUCCCCGCAGGCACUGGCAGAGGCCAACAGCACGGAGGUCAGCCCAGCACCGGCCAAGAACGGCUCUCUGGCCUCGCUGCAGGAGCUGGACGCAGCCUUCUCCCAGCUGAGGUCCCACCUGUACAACAUCACCCUGCAGCUGGCAGGUGACGGGGACCCCGGGCCACGGCGGCACGUCCUGCUGAUGGCCACCACCCGCACCGGCUCCUCUUUUGUCGGGGAGUUCUUCAACCAGCAGGGCAGCAUCUUCUACCUCUUUGAGCCCCUCUGGCACGUCGAGAAGACGGUGGCCUUCCUGCCGGGGGGAGCCAGCGCGGUGGGCUCAGCCUUGGUUUACCGAGAUGUCGUCAAGCAGCUCCUCCUCUGCGACCUCUACAUCUUAGAGAACUUCAUCUCACCAGUGCCCGAGGGCCACCUGACGCCCUUCUUGUUUCGGCGGGGCUCCAGCCACUCGCUGUGCGAGGAGCCCGUCUGCACGCCCAGCACCAAGAAGGUCUUCGAGAGGUACUACUGCAAGAACCGCCGCUGCGGCCCCCUCAACAUCACGCUGGCGGCCGAGGCGUGCCGGCGCAAGCAGCACGUGGCCCUGAAGACGGUGCGCAUCCGGCAGCUGGAGUUCCUGCAGCCGCUGGUGGAGGACCCCCGGCUGGACCUGCGCAUCAUCCAGCUGGUGCGGGACCCCCGCGCCGUCCUGGCCUCACGCAUGGUGGCCUUCUCCGGCAAGUACGAGACCUGGAAGAAGUGGGCGUCCGAAGGGGAGGCUCCCCUGCAGGAGGAGGAGGUGCAGCGGCUGCGGGGCAACUGCGAGAGCAUCCGUGUGUCGGCGGAGCUGGGGCUGCGGCGGCCGGGCUGGCUGCGGGGCCGCUACAUGCUGGUGCGCUACGAGGACGUGGCGCGGGCGCCGCUGCAGAAGGCGCGGGAGAUGUUCCGCUUCGCCGGGCUGCCCCUCACCCCGCAGGUGGAGGAGUGGAUCGGCAAAAACACGCAGGCUCCCCGCGACGGCAACGGCGUCUACUCCACGUGCAAGAACUCCUCGGAGCAGUUCGACAAGUGGCGGUUCAGCAUGCCCUUCAAGCUGGCGCAGGUGGUGCAGGACGCCUGCGCCCCAGCCAUGCGGCUCUUCGGCUACAAGCUGGCCAGCAGCCCCGCGGCGCUGGCCAACCGCUCCUUCAGCCUGCUGGAGGAGGCGCAGCCCGCCUGGGUCACGUAACGGCGCGGGGCGACGGCGGCGGGGCGGAACGAGGGGCUGCGGCCGUGCUCCCGGCCGGUCCGGAGACGACCUGGGGGGCCCUGCUCCCAAAAAUGCUCCUCGCUGCUGCCAGAUGGCAGCCCAGGAGCCAGAGCGUGCUGGCGGAGCUGGCCCCAGGGUCCUGCAGAGCCUGAAUGACACAAUUUCUCCAGGAGUGGGGAAAUGGUAAGGGUGAGAGGCGGUGGGGACGGCGACAGGACCACCUCCCCAGCUCGAGAGCUGCACUGAGGAAGAGGAGGGUGACGGUAAGCAGAGGGGGACAGGACCAAGCACCUCUGCCUUGCUACCCCGCAUGCCAGCUGGAACGGGGCGAGGACAAAAUCCCUGUGGUGUCAGCAAGCACCCAGACCUCAGAGACCUUCUUGGUUUAGUGCCUUCAUACACCAGCACAGAGUAGAAACUGCUCACAGAGCCCUGGCUGGCACUUGGGCUACAACAAAAUGAGGUAGCUAUGGUUUGGUGCUCUUCAAACUUGGUUUUGGAGGUUUGGGUUUAUUUCCUUUUUUCCCUGUGUAUUUGCAUACCAGGCGAAUUUAUUUAUUUAUUAUGUGAAAAGGAGGGGGAGGCUUGUCAAGGAGCUAAGCCCAAAAAUCAGAGCAGCAGAACAUACCACAAAGGGAGACACCCAGAACAGAGGUCAGGUUUUAGCUGGAGAGCAGCAGAUGUCCUUCUGUGUGAUCCUGGGAGAAGCCCCAGGGACUGACAGGCUGUUACCACCCCCAGCCCCGCCACUGUGAACUUCGGCGGUGCUGAAAGACGGUCAGACUCAUCUGAUUAAAAACAAAACCACCAGCACAGACUCCAAAGCAUCUCCUGUCUCCUUGGUAUUGGUGGGUGUCCUCUGCCCGGGGUGGAGCCCCAGAAAUACGUGCUAACAGCACUGGUGGCUGACCAAACCUGGUAGAGGCCCGGGGAGUUUCAGGAUGUUUGCCAUGUGCAGAUGGUGACCCAGUGCCGAGGUGCCCCCUUCAAUUCACAUUUAAUUCAUUAAAAUGCCUAUUUUUA
This is a messenger RNA of Hirundo rustica (Barn swallow), 4259 nucleotides long. It is a transcript of the gene CHST3, whose product is annotated as carbohydrate sulfotransferase 3. NCBI's taxonomy places the organism in Eukaryota, Metazoa, Chordata, Aves, Passeriformes, Hirundinidae. Gene Ontology annotation, molecular function: N-acetylglucosamine 6-O-sulfotransferase activity; chondroitin 6-sulfotransferase activity. Gene Ontology annotation, biological process: N-acetylglucosamine metabolic process; carbohydrate metabolic process. Gene Ontology annotation, cellular component: Golgi membrane. Bases 1728 to 3215 code for a protein of 495 amino acids. The transcript is spliced from 4 exons. The record is from RefSeq and is a predicted model, not a curated record.